This is a messenger RNA of Papaver somniferum (opium poppy), 2210 nucleotides long. RefSeq lists its product as uncharacterized. The transcript is spliced from 8 exons. Gene Ontology annotation, biological process: DNA-templated transcription. The record is from RefSeq and is a predicted model, not a curated record. Lineage: Eukaryota; Viridiplantae; Streptophyta; Magnoliopsida; Ranunculales; Papaveraceae. Gene Ontology annotation, molecular function: chromatin binding. The coding region runs from base 139 to 1803 and encodes 554 amino acids.
CUCCAGGAUUCCAAGGGCUUACAACUGUACUGUGUUUUCUCUAGGUUUCGUUUUCCUCAUUUCACGCUAUAUAAACCCAUUUCCUGCGCGGGGAAAGUUCUCGUUUCCGUAGUUUCAGUGUUCAGAGAGAGAGAGAGAAUGGGGAAUCGGCGAUUUGUUGCAAGAAGCGAUAGCGACGAGGAAGUAGUAGACAAGAAAUCUGAAAAUGAAAAGAGGAAAAAGAGAAAGAUCGCUGAAGAGGUAGAGGAAGAAUGGGAGAGCGAUAAAAAUGAAGAUAUGGAAGAAGACGAUGAUGAAGGUGAAGCUGAAGAAGAAGCACCAAAGCCUGUUGGUGAUGUAAUCAAAGUUUCUGGCAAAGGAAAAUCGAGAAGAAAUCAUUACAAAGCUUUUGAUUAUGAUGGAAAUUCUUUCAAACUUGAGGAUCCAGUUCUUUUAACUCCAGAGGAUACAGGUCAAAAGCCUUAUGUUGCAAUCAUCAAGGAAAUAACACAAGACAAAGAGGGGUCGAUGAUGGUUACUGGACAGUGGUUCUACCGGCCAGAGGAAGCAGAAAAAAAAGGUGGUGGAAACUGGGAAAAGAAAGAUACUAGGGAGCUGUUUUACAGUUUCCAUCGUGAUGAGGUACCAGCUGAGUCAGUUAUGCACAAGUGCGUUGUGCAUUUUGUACCCUUGCAUAAGCAGCUUCCUCGUCGAUCAGAGCACCCUGGAUUUAUUGUACAAAAGGUUUAUGACACUGUGGAGAGAAAACUCUGGAGACUAACUGACAAAGACUAUGAAGAUGGAAAACAACAUGAAAUUGAUCUUCUUGUGCAAAAAACUCGAGAAUGUCUAGGAGAACUUCCUAAUAUUGAGACUGAAGAGGCCUUGGCGGAUCUCGAGUACCAACAGAAGAAUAAACGGCACUUUAGAAAGAAACUCAUACCUCCUAUUGAUGUUUCAAGGGAAGAUGAUCCAAUGACAAGAACUGACCAACUAGCUGUUGAAACUCCGGGAAGCUGCACAGGUGUUGCUUCAGACUCAGAGUACUUUAAGAUUUUAGGGAAUAAUCUGACGGGUGAUACCGUUCGUGACAAAUGGUUAGAGAAGCUUCUUCAAGGUAUUGAAUAUGUUUGUAAUUCAAAGGACUGUGCGAAAGAUGAACACAAAGAAAAAUGUAGCGCUGCAUCUCUUGAGAAGAAGACCGCCCUCUGGCCGGAUGCUGCUGUUACAGCCAUAGUUGCUCUUGAGCAGGCCUCUCACGACGCUUUCAGCGGCGAUUUUCAAAAAUAUAAUCAGAAAAUGCGCCAGUUGCAUUACAAUCUCAAGAACAAUGAAAGAUUAGCGAAACGUUUGGUAAACCGAGAGUUGGAAGCUUCUGUGAUUUUGAACAUGUCUCCGAAUGAGUUGAAGGAUGGUCUGACAACAGAGGAAGCUGCGCCCAAAGAACCUGAGCAGUCGGAGCGCAUGCAGAUGACGGAUGCUCGAUGCGCAAGAUGCAUGGAGAAAAAAGUGGGUCUUACAGACAUCAUCCAAGCAGGACGUGGAGAUCGUUAUCAGUUGGAAUGUCUUGCAUGUGGUAACACAUGGUAUGCGUCACGAGACGAGGCUUCUGAACUGACAAUAGAAGCGCCGAAUGUUGUGACAAACGUAGGCACAGCACCAUUGGCCACUGCCAAGUUUGAAGAUGUUGAGAAGAAGCUGCUCAGUCCUCGUGAAACCGAGAAGAAGCUGCUCAGUCCUCGUGAAACCGAGAAGAAGCUGCUCAGUCCUCGUGAAACCGAAAAGAAGCUGCUCAGUCCUCGUGAAACUGAGAAAACCAGCUAGUGCUACUGCUGAUGCGCUGAAGAACAAAUUUGAAUGCCUGUCAGAACGAAGCAGAAACAAUUAAGCAAGUUUGGACCAGGAGAUCUCAGUGGCGGUCUAACCACAUGGAACAAUGGUGUGUAGAGAACAUAGUAAUUAGCGUGGUAGAUGUUGUUUGUAGUAGCAGUAGUUCAGGAGAAAUAAGUAGAAAGUAGUCUACCUUAGGAUGAUAGUGUACAGUUACAGGUAGCUGCCUCCUACCUUUUGAAAAUCACCUUGCUAACACUUGGGCUUUCUUUUUUCCUAUUAAAAAGAAAAGAGGGUAAUCUGGUUCUUAAGUAAAGAUAGAUUUGUAUGAACCUCACAUGUAGUUCUGUUAAUUUCUGCAUAUUUCUUUGUUUUUCUAUUCUAAUUGAGCAAUUUGAGCC